Molecule: messenger RNA, 492 nt
Organism: Rhizoctonia solani
Lineage: Eukaryota; Fungi; Basidiomycota; Agaricomycetes; Cantharellales; Ceratobasidiaceae
Exons: 3
Coding region: 1-492 (163 amino acids)
Source: RefSeq, a predicted model, not a curated record
AUGUCUACGCGUGCAGGCUACAUGAUUACUCUGGAACACUUGCGCGAGUUCCAUCGCCUUCGACACCCAGAGGUCAGCAUGGACGACAGCUUUGUACCACCUGGCUUUCCAGUGUACGAGAUUAUCAGGAAGUACAAGUUAUACAAAUUCUUUGAUAUUGGCCCUGUCGUUCUUCCUGGAAAACCUGAAAUGAUAUGGGACCAGGAAAAGACCACUAUUAACCCCAAUUACAGUGCUAUUAUGUUUACUCGGCGCCUCGAGGUUGAGGACCUUGAAGUAUGGCUCCCUCCUCGGGUGCGACCCGGAAAAUUUGAUGAUCUUCGAGCAGGAGAUCUGUUACGGAAGUGUGGAUUGGUUGUCAGUGAAUGGGUCGUGUUGUACACACCAGAAGGCAACCUACUCGCUGCAAAAUACGUUUGCGACCCCAAUGGCUAUGAUUCCGAUACCACAAUGGUUGGAAGAUCCGAAGGGACUGUGGUUCCGAACCCGUAG